Molecule: messenger RNA, 1351 nt
Organism: Arachis ipaensis
Lineage: Eukaryota; Viridiplantae; Streptophyta; Magnoliopsida; Fabales; Fabaceae
Gene: NRPB7
Product: DNA-directed RNA polymerase II
Biological process (GO): transcription initiation at RNA polymerase II promoter; positive regulation of translational initiation; positive regulation of nuclear-transcribed mRNA poly(A) tail shortening
Cellular component (GO): RNA polymerase II, core complex; P-body
Molecular function (GO): single-stranded DNA binding; single-stranded RNA binding; translation initiation factor binding
Source: RefSeq, a predicted model, not a curated record
CCAACCCUUACCAGUUACCAACCCUAACUCACUCUAACUCUCCAACGGCGCAGCAGCACACUUUCCCUCGUCCCUCCCAUCACCCUCGAGCUGGCCGUUCCUCUCAACGCCGGCGAGCUCAGUCCCUCCCUUUCGUUCCGCCGCCGGACUGCUCCUAACGCCGUCGCUGGUUGGAGCUUCGAAGCUCACUCGGUCCCUCACUCAGCUAACGUCUCAGACUCUCAGUAGUGGAAGCAUAGUCACCGGGCUCGCCUCCUGCCUCCGUUGCGAAGGUUCCACCGUCGCCGGCGCCAUCUCUGUUCCUGCCUCCGUCGCCAUCUCUCCGUUUCCAGCGCCGUCAUCCUUCCUUGCAUUUGAAACUUUUACUUUCUCUUCGUUUGCGGCAAGGGCUCGUCUUCAUCCACCGCCUGCUACCACAUCAGCACUCAACUACGUCUAAUUCCCACGCUCCGCCGUGAUUCUGCCUGCGAUCAGUUUAGAUUUAAAAUACGGGGCAUCAACAAGCACAAGAAAGAGGAAAAUGUUCUUCCAUAUAGUUUUGGAGCGGAACAUGCAGCUGCAUCCCCGUUACUUUGGUCGUAACCUCCGCGACAAUCUUGUUUCCAAGCUCAUGAAAGAUGUUGAAGGCACCUGCAGUGGUCGGCAUGGCUUUGUGGUGGCUGUUACUGGGAUUGAAAACAUCGGCAAGGGUUUGAUUAGGGAUGGGACAGGAUUUGUCACAUUCCCUGUUAAGUACCAAUGUGUUGUUUUUAGGCCAUUUAAAGGGGAGAUCUUAGAAGCAGUUGUUACCAUGGUCAACAAGAUGGGAUUCUUUGCCGAAGCUGGACCCGUGCAAAUUUUUGUUUCAAAUCAUUUGAUUCCUGAUGAUAUGGAGUUUCAGUCUGGGGAUAUGCCAAAUUAUACUACUUCAGAUGGUUCUGUAAAAAUUCAAAAAGAUAGUGAAGUGAGAUUGAAGAUUAUGGGAACUCGGGUGGAUGCUACCGAAAUUUUCUGCAUUGGUACCAUAAAAGAUGAUUUCUUGGGUGUGAUCAAUGAUCCUGCGACAGCUUAAAUGCACCCUUCUGUACCCUUCAUCGUAUAUAGUUUGCAUGGCAAGGAUGAUGAUGCACAUGGAAUCUUUCAAUUAUCUUGGUGUAGCAUUUGCUGAACGCACUAGUUCUCAGUGAAUUACUCGACUACUGUAUCGAAUUUCCUGCUAACUGUUCGGGCUUAGUAAAUUACUAAUUAAAUGUUAGAAUGUAGAGCUAAAUCUUAAAAACGUGACAUGAAAACCAGCACUUGUUAUGUGUAGAACGACUGCAUUUUAUAAUUAUUGAAUGACUAUAUUGUUGGCACUUUUUCUUUUUUGUAA